Meloidogyne enterolobii is the source of this 740-nucleotide messenger RNA. The record is from the annotation of a GenBank genome assembly. Lineage: Eukaryota; Metazoa; Nematoda; Chromadorea; Rhabditida; Meloidogynidae.
AAAAAUAAAUAAAAUUUCAUAUCAACUCCACUUAUUAUGGCCAUUUUGCGUUGCCUUAAACUUGAUUCCUGUACAAUUUUACUGAUAAUUACAAAUAUCCUUCUCCAGAUUACUCCAGCCUCAACAGAGACAGCCAUCCUUAAAGCUCAUUACCCACUAACUUUACCUUCCGCCUCCUUUGUGGACCCGUCCAUUCUUCGUCGUAAGCGUCUCGAAGCGAACGCGGCGGCUGUUCGGCAGCAGUUGCAACAUCAAAGGGAUGUACAGGUCGAAAAUGUUGGGGGGCUGUUGGGUCCACUGCCUUCAAUAAAUACAGGAAAUGAUGCUACUGGAAGGGUAAUAGACUCAAUACAAUGCAGGGCUGUGAUGGUCACUUGCGACUUUCGGCGAAGUUUAGCCUUUUUUGGCGUUUUUCUGUCUUUCUUUUACAAGCGAAUUUCGCCUUCUCGGUGAGAGACGAAAUACGAAAGUUAAAUUAAAAAUAGGGUUGGGGUUUUCGAGUCAUUUGUUGAGUGCCUCAUUUUUAUCGAGGCCGGUCCGGGUCUUUUUUGGGCUUCAUUCUUAUUGGACCGGACCGACCGAGCCCCCAAUCCUAAUUAAAAAGCGAAGGACGAAAGAAACCCACCAAUAAAUGCGAAAAAUUUGGUGAAAUGCGAAAGUGAACGGCACAUCCCUGUUACAAAGUAUACCCCUAAAAAUGAAUUUAGCAACCACCCAACAAUGUUCAAAACGUUUUGGGG